This is a messenger RNA of Morus notabilis, 1597 nucleotides long. Its product is annotated as probable glycosyltransferase At5g20260. NCBI's taxonomy places the organism in Eukaryota, Viridiplantae, Streptophyta, Magnoliopsida, Rosales, Moraceae. The record is from RefSeq and is a predicted model, not a curated record. Bases 89 to 1540 code for a protein of 483 amino acids. Gene Ontology annotation, molecular function: glycosyltransferase activity. The transcript is spliced from 4 exons.
AUGAGCAGAAUUGGAGUUUUGCCUCCAUAAAAAUCAGAAUUACAAUUUACUUGGCGAUAUCUGUUCUGAAACAGAAUAGCCAAAAACCAUGGCAAUUAUGUCUAAAUUCAGUUCACCAUAUUUGCUACCUUCAACUCUUCUCGUCUUCUUCUUCAUAAUCAUUUACCUCUUCUCUUCCUUUAACUACCAAGCCCUUUUCACCCAAAACCCUUCUUCUUCAUCAUCAUCAUCAUCAUCAUCAAAAUCACACAGAAACGAUCAAACGGUUCGGCAAGAAUCACCUCCAAACCUUCACCAAGAUGGGCAUCAGAUUAUUCCAUCUUCCAAACCCAGUCAGAGCGUUGGAGAACGAGGCAACAAAAAGAGUAGUUUGGAGAAGAUUGAAGAAGAGUUGGCCAGAGCAAGAGCAGCUAUACGUGAAGCGAUUUUAACAAAGAAUUGUACAUCUGAUAGGGAGGAGAUUUAUGUUCCCAGUGGAAGUAUUUACAAAAAUCCCUAUGCGUUUCACCAGAGUCACAUAGAGAUGGUGAAGAGAUUCAAGAUAUGGGCCUACAAGGAAGGAGAGCUACCCUUGUUUCACAAUGGGCCGAUGACAUACAUCUACUCUAUUGAGGGCCAAUUCAUGGACGAAUUAGAUACCAGUGGAAAAAGCCCAUUUCUGGCCCGUCAUCCUGAUGAGGCCCAUGCAUUCUUCAUACCUGUAAGCGUGAAAAGAAUUGCUGAUUUUCUCUAUGAACGGCCUAAUCCUCACGUGUUCCACGGUCGAUUGGUCAGAAUUGUCACAGAUUAUGUCAACGUUGUAGCUCAAAAAUACCCCUUUUGGAAUAGGAGCAGUGGAGCUGACCAUUUUAUGGUCUCUUGUCAUGAUUGGGCGCCAGAAAUUGUAUAUGAUGACCCUAAGUUCUUCAAGCAUUUUAUGCGUGUGCUAUGCAACGCCAACAUUUCAGAAGGAUUUAUGCCCAUAAGAGAUGUCUCAUUGCCAGAAUAUAACUUACCAAUGAAAAGUGACAAUCUCGGACCACCCCGCCUAGGCCGCCCCGCGGAAGACCGCCCAAUCCUCGCCUUCUUCGCCGGAGGCGCCCACGGAGACAUCAGAAAGUUCUUGUUUGAGCAUUGGAGGGACAAAGACAAGGAAGUUCAGGUUCAUGAGUACCUUCCCAAGGGAACAAACUACCACCAAAUAAUGGGACAGACCAAAUUUUGCUUGUGCCCAAGUGGCUCAGAAGUUGCGAGUCCUAGAGUUGUGGAGGCAAUUUAUGCAGGGUGUGUCCCGGUUCUCAUUUCUUACAACUAUUCGUUACCCUUCGGAGAGGUUCUUGAUUGGAGCAAGUUUUCGAUACAAAUUUCUCCGACGAGAAUAUCGGAGCUCAAGACAAUCUUGAGGGCAGUUCCGCAUUCAAAGUUCUUGAAGUUGCAGAAAAGGGUAAUGCAAGUGCAAAGGCAUUUUGAACUCAACAGACCAGCUAAGCCAUAUGAUGUGUUCUACAUGGUGCUUCACUCACUGUGGCUUAGAAGGCUCAAUAUUGGCCUACCACAUUGAUUAACAAUUUUUUUAUUUUUUAUUUAUUUUUUGAUAAAUUACAUUGAUUUGAUUGCU